Astyanax mexicanus (Mexican tetra) is the source of this 1886-nucleotide messenger RNA. RefSeq lists its product as uncharacterized. Bases 88 to 1539 code for a protein of 483 amino acids. NCBI's taxonomy places the organism in Eukaryota, Metazoa, Chordata, Actinopteri, Characiformes, Acestrorhamphidae. The record is from RefSeq and is a predicted model, not a curated record. The transcript is spliced from 16 exons.
AGUGAGUUAAGUGGUUUUCCUGUAGCUCUGUGAGCUGUUAGAGUCGAGCGUCUCAAUGCUCUCACUUCACCUGCUGUUGGUGGAGAAAUGGCUCUGAUCAUUCUGCUCUUUCUCCAUCUGAUUCUGGAGGUUCAUCCUCAGUAUCUUCCUCAGCCCUUUCUCUCAGUGUUUCCUGCAGUUAUCACACAGAAUGGUUCAGUAAUGCUGGACUGUGGAGCUGAUAAAACUCUCUAUCAGUGUUAUUUCUAUCCAAAGGGUCAGGAUGAAAAUACUACACUCUCUUCAUCCUGUCAGCUCUCACUCACUGGAUCUGAGCUGAUGUGGUGGACAGGACGAAGCUCUGGUUCACCUGAACCGGUUAACAUGAUUUGUUUCUACAGUAAGAAAGCAACAGCAGGUUCUAGACCUUCUGAUCACUCUCUGCCAGUUGCUGUGUUGAUUCUGGAUCAGAAACCAACAAUAAGUUUACAAUAUGAUUUUCAACGUGAUGAGUUUACAGCUGUGUGUGAAAUACAGCUGUCACGGUCAGUAAUUGCUGAAUUUAGAUGUGAGCUCUACACUGGAGAUCUGCAGUUCCUGAAGGGAGAAUCUCAGAAGUCUGGUUUUGAGAAGUUGAACUGUAUUUUUACAGCUUCUAAAAAUGAUCUUUUCAGGCGUCUACACUCAGCCAAGAGCAGAGAAGUGAGCUGUGAUUAUUCUCUAAAAUCUCACCCGUCCACUCGCUCUCCAAGAAGUGACAAAUACGAUAUAUCAGUUGUCCUUCCUAUACCAACCCAACCCUCUACAACACAGCAGAAAUCUACUACAGCUCCUCCAGUUUCCUCCACACACAAGUCCACAAGUAAAGAUCCAACAACAUCUGUAGCGCCCAAUACAACGUGUUCUACCAGAGCACCUGAUAUAGCCCCUGUAAUCACCCAAGUCACUCAGCAGAAUCCAACAGAUCCUCCAAAAAAUGAGACAACAGCACGAACCAUAACUACAUUUACUACAUCUGUGAUUCCCACAUCCACAGGGGUUUUAAUCACUGAUUCUACAGGGACCAGGAAGAGAGAAAAAUCACCCGCAACAGGACUACUGUUAGUCACAGCAGUGUCAGUCACUGGUAUCAGUGUCUUUCUGGGUGGAGUGAUGAUUAUCGUGCUCUGCAGUUUUAUCAAGAAGCAGCAGAGCAGAAAAAGAUUUAAGGUCAACUCAAAAACUGGAGACCAAGUAUGGAUGUCAGCUAUGGUCAGUGCUCCGGAAUCCAGUGCAGAAGCUCCUGGAACAUAUUCAGUGAUUUCUCCAGCAGACGUAUUUUUCCAGCCAUCAGGAAAUACAACACCCAUUAAGAAUUGUGAUAAUUUUGAUCCACAGGCUGAGACAUACUCCGAGAUCACCCCAAUAGCAGCUCCACCUGAACGCUCAGGUUCCAGCAAAGCAAAAGAAAACUCAGGAUGUUCUGAGAGUGAUGUUUAUCACAUGUACUGCACCAUCCCUGACCUGCAUGUGACCCCCAUUCAGAAUGAUGCCGUCUACAGCCUGUUGCAGAAGCACUGAUCUAAUGUCUAAUGCAUUUCACACUAUUUAAACAAAUUCUUGUUAUAUAGUUAAUUCUUUGUGAAAUUAAUAUUGAAUAUACUAAUGUUCAUGUUAUUGUGCACUUGAUUCCUUUCACUUGUUUUUAAAUGCCUGUAAUACUGGGUUUUACCAUUAGAAAAAAAUUGUGUUUAUUACUGUUGUUAGUACUGUUAUUUAUGAUCUUUAUUGUACAAUGUUACCAUCAAACCUUACAUAACUUUUGCAUGAGUUUAAUAUAAUAUAAUAUAUAAAUACAAUACUGUUAUAUUGUAUGUAUCAUCUGGAAUAAAUCAUCUUACUUUCUGUGACUAAUAGUGGUUAUAUUA